AUGAGGAGUGUAAUGCCAGGAUUAGUGGGAGAGUCCCAGAGUGCCUUCGUGAAAGGAAGGAAGAUACACGAUGGAGCUUUAAUUGCAUGCAAAACGGUACAUCGGCUAAAACGACAAAGAAAGGCAGCAGCGAUUAUCAAACUGGACUUCCACAAAGCCUACGAUAGAGUUAAAUGGUGCUUUUUUUAUACGGUGUUAGAGAAAAUGGGUUUCGGCAUGGAUGUGCUCAACAGAAUGAUCGGCGAGGCAGUGAGAAACGGUCGCAUUUCCCCACUGUUGGUCGGUAGGGAUGAUAUUGAGUUAUCACACUUACAGUUUGCAGAUGACACAAUAUUAUUAUGCCCGCCAGAAGAGGGGAUAGUGAGGAGUUAUAAGAGACUUCUAAGGUGUUUCGAGGUUAUGUCGGGACUGAGCAUUAACUUUGAGAAGUCUAGCUUGAUACCAGUGAAUUACAGUCAGGAGUGGACCAGUCGGAUGUGUCAGAUGCUUGGAUGCCAGGAAGCAACCCUGCCAGUGAGGUAUCUUGUUAUUAGCCUAGGAGCAAAUCCGCGCCUACCAGUGUACUACCUGAGCCUGUAUAAGAUGCCGAAUGUGGUUGCUCGAAGAAUCAUUUCUUUACAGAGGCGAUUCUUCUGGGGGAAAGAUGACGGACGACCUGGCAUGGCUCUUGUGAAAUGGGAGGUGAUCCAGGCACCAAAGAAGCUAGAAGGGCUGGGAGUGGGUGAUGUAGUGGUUCACAACAUUGCUUUACUGUUUAAAUGGUGGUGGCGUUUCUCGAAGGAGGACUGUCCGUUGUGGAAGAAGAUUAUCUUGCAGGAAGCGACUAUGGAUGAGGAGAUUCUGAGGUACAGAUUCACAAAAGAGAUUUGGAGAGGUUUAGUUCUGCCUAGAGUUGAGUUAUUCUCUUGGUUUGCUCUGAUUGGCCUGAUCAACACAAAGGACCGGCUUAGUAGGUUGGAUAUCCUGGGACCACCUAAUAAUCUGUGUGUGUUGUGUAAGAAAGCAGAUGAAAGUGUUCAUCACCUGUUGAUCUCGGAAAUAAGGAUUCAACAACUGAAGGCACAACUCAAGAACAUGAAGAUGCAUGGAUUGACCGCUACAGAAUAUCUUCAAAGAAUCCGCAAGGUAGAUGCACUUGCUGGUAUUGAACAUCUUCUUUCAUUAAAUGAGCAUAUCACUGCUAUUACUGAUGGUGUCAGUGAAGAGUAUGCCAUGUACAUAUCAUCAAUCAUGACAAGAUCUGGUGCAAUUUCACUAAUUGAGGCAGAAGGCUUGCUUCUGGCACAUGAGGAUAUGUCUGAAACUGAAAGUAGGGAUGGAAGUGAGUCAAGUCAGCUCAUGAGCUAG
This is a messenger RNA of Arachis stenosperma, 1347 nucleotides long. RefSeq lists its product as uncharacterized. The transcript has 5 exons. The coding region runs from base 1 to 1347 and encodes 448 amino acids. Lineage: Eukaryota; Viridiplantae; Streptophyta; Magnoliopsida; Fabales; Fabaceae. The record is from RefSeq and is a predicted model, not a curated record.